GGAUUAUCAUAUUUGUAUCUAUAUCGUGUGAGACUAUGUGAGAAUAACUUUUCUUUCUCUCUACAGUGACUGACCAAGAUGCAUCUUGCUCGCUUCGGGUGAAAGCUCAGCAACAGUUAUGUUUUAUACUUCACAGGCGCAUAAUCGUUCAAGUCCCACACCGCUACUUUCAUAAAUAAUUUACUGUUUAUAUAACGUACACACGCCUCUUUAUAAUGUCCCCUCGGGGACAUCCGAUAAAAUUGGAACGAUACAGAGAAGAUUAGCAUGGCCCCUGCGCAAGGAUGACACGCACAAAUCGAGAAAUGGUCCAAAUUUUUUUGACAUUUUCUCCGUUUUUUUUUGUUACUUUCGGCAUUUUUGGGGUUUUGCUUCUUCCUUAAAUUUUCGUCACUAGGGUUGAUGACUUAUUUUCUCUUUGAUUUCUUCGUAAGGAUAACAACCUAAGAAGAAGACAAAGACGAAGAGGAGCUUAUGGAAUAGUUGAAUGGAAAGUACAGAGUUAGCCAAAUUUUGAAGGUGGCGGAGAGGUUUUGAGUUACAACUACUAGUGAUGCUUAAGCCAAUCGGUGCUAUUUUCAAGGUUUUUAGUUACAAGUGAUGCACAUAACAUGUUUGAUGAAUUUCUCUUUCAUUCAAAAUGCAUAUGUUGCUGAACUCUGCUUUAAAACGCUUUGGGCUUCAAAAUAAGAGCACACACAAGUUCCAAUUACUUUCAGUGUCCUUCUAUUCCACAUUGCACUCAAUAUCUGCACCUCCCCAGUUGCAAGAGCUCUGCAACAUUGUCACCAGUACUGUUGGUGGACUAGAUGAUCUAGAGUUAAGUCUAAAUAAGUUUAAGGGUUCUAUAAAUUCAUCUCUUGUAGCUCAAGCUAUUGAUUCCAUCAAACAUGAGGCACACACUAGAAGAUUGCUCAGGUUCUUCUUAUGGUCCAAUAAGCAUUUGAGUCGUGAUUUGGAAGACAAUGAUUAUAAUUAUGCUCUUAGGGUUUUCGCAGAAAAGAAAGACUACACGGCUAUGGAUAUCUUGCUUGGAGAUCUCAAGAAGGAGGGUAGAGUCAUGGAUGCUCAAACUUUUGGUCUUGUAGCUGAGACUUUUGUUAAGCUUGGGAAAGAAGAUGAAGCAUUGGGUAUUUUCAAGAACUUAGAUAAGUACAAGUGUUUUAUUGAUGAAUUCACAGUUACUGCUAUUAUUAAUGCCCUUUGCUCCAAAGGGCAUGCUAAGAGGGCCGAAGGUGUAGUUUGGCAUCACAAAGACAAAGUUAAAGGCGUGCUACCUUGCAUUUAUAGGAGUCUUCUUUAUGGUUGGUCUGUGCAGAGAAAUGUGAAGGAAGCUAGGAGAAUUAUUCAAGAGAUGAAGUCAAAUGGGGUUAACCCAGAUUUAGUUUGCUACAACACAUUCCUCAGGUGCCUUUGUGAACGGAAUCUCAGACAUAAUCCUUCAGGACUUGUGCCUGAAGCUUUAAAUGUAAUGAUGGAGAUGAGGUUUUAUAAGGUUUUGCCGACCUCAAUCAGUUACAACAUUUUGCUUUCUUGUUUGGGGAAGACUAGAAGGGUUAAGGAAUCUUGUCAAAUACUUGAAGCAAUGAACAAAUCUGGUGUUGCUCCAGAUUGGGUCAGCUAUUAUCUCGUGGCAAGGGUUUUGUUUCUGAGCGGUAGAUUUGGUAAAGGGAAAGAGAUAGUGGAUCAAAUGAUUGAAAAAGGUUUGGUACCAAACCAUAAGUUUUAUUACAGUUUGAUUGGUAUUCUCUGUGGGGUUGAAAGGGUAAAUCAUGCUCUUGAACUAUUUGAGAAAAUGAAGGGAAGUUCAUUGGGAGGUUAUGGACCAGUUUAUGAUGUGCUCAUUCCAAAGCUUUGUAGAGGAGGGGCUUUUGAAAAAGGAAGAGAACUUUGGGAUGAAGCCAAAUGUAUGGGCAUCACUCUUCAGUGCUCAAGGGAUGUUUUGGAUCCUUCAAUAACAGAAGUAUAUAAACCUAAAAGACCAGAAAAAAUCAACCUUGUGGAUAGCUCAAAAGCCAAGCCUCAGCAGAAAGUUUCAAAUUAUUUAGAGAGGAUGAAGAUGAGAAAAAGAAUUGCGGCAAUUAAGAAGAAAAAGAAACAGAAAUCUGCAGCAACUUAAUUUGUAAUUUAUGUAGUCUUUGAGAAGAAUUUAUUAUUACUGCUUGCUUAUAAUACAUUAACAUUGUAUUACUGCAGGUUUUGUGCUUAUCAACCAUAUGCUAUCUUUAUUGUUGGAUUUUAAGCUUUGCAUGAAAAAACCUGUGAUCUAUCAAUGAAACUGUAUCUUAUCCUUUUAUAGUUUAAGUUCAUAUUUUGCGGUGCUUUUA
Molecule: messenger RNA, 2327 nt
Organism: Cicer arietinum (chickpea)
Lineage: Eukaryota; Viridiplantae; Streptophyta; Magnoliopsida; Fabales; Fabaceae
Source: RefSeq, a predicted model, not a curated record